Molecule: messenger RNA, 3012 nt
Organism: Eremomyces bilateralis CBS 781.70
Lineage: Eukaryota; Fungi; Ascomycota; Dothideomycetes; Eremomycetales; Eremomycetaceae
Product: DNA mismatch repair protein MSH2
Exons: 6
Coding region: 1-2757 (918 amino acids)
Biological process (GO): mismatch repair; mitotic recombination
Cellular component (GO): MutSalpha complex; nucleus
Molecular function (GO): ATP-dependent DNA damage sensor activity; mismatched DNA binding; ATP binding
Source: RefSeq, a predicted model, not a curated record
AUGGGGUCACGUCCGGAUUUGAAGGUGGACGACGAGGUCGGCUUUAUUAGAUUCUUCCGGAACCUGCCCACCACCAACGGGGACACCGUCCGAAUAUUCGACCGGGGCGAGUUCUACACGGCACAUGGGGAGGAUGCUCAGCUCAUUGCGCGGACGGUCUACCGAACCACUUCGGUCAUCCGACAACUUGGCCGCGAGCCAGGUCUUGACUCCGUCACGCUCUCCGUGACGGUGUUCCGAAACUUUCUUCGCGAAGCGCUGUUUCGGCUCGGCAAACGGGUGGAAGUAUGGGAGAGUUCCGGCGGACGAAUGAAUUGGAAGAUCACGAAGCGAGCUUCCCCAGGUAAUCUCCAAGACAUCGAAGACGAUCUCGGCGGCCAAAUCGACUCUGCCCCCAUCAUCCUCGCCGUCAAAAUCACCGCCCGCGCCGCCGAAGCCCGCCACGUAGGAGUUUGCUUCGCCGACGCCAGCGUGCGCGAGCUCGGCGUCUGCGAGUUCCUCGACAACGACCUCUACUCCAACCUCGAGUCGCUGCUCAUCCAGCUCGGCGCGCGCGAAUGCCUCGUACAGGCGGAUGCGGCCGGCAAGAAUGUGGAUCUGGCGAAGAUCCGCGCGAUCGUCGACAACUGCGGGUGCGCGUUGGCGGAGCGGGCGUCGUCAGAUUUUGCCACGAGAGAUAUUGAGCAGGAUUUAUCGAGGUUGUUGAGGGAAGAACGGGCCGCCGGGGUGUUGCCGCAGAUGGAUCUGAAGCUCGCGAUGGGGAGCGCGGCGGCGCUGUUGAGGUAUCUGGGGAUCAUGUCGGAUUCAUCGAAUUUCGGGCAAUAUCAGCUGUACCAGCACGAUCUGUCGCAGUACAUGAAGCUCGACGCGUCGGCGGUUCGAGCGCUAAACCUGAUGCCUGGCCCUAGAGACGGCGCGAAGACGAUGAGCCUGUAUGGACUCCUGAAUCAUUGCAAGACACCAAUCGGGAGUCGGUUGCUCGCACAGUGGUUAAAGCAGCCACUAAUGAAUGUCGAGGAAAUUGAGCGGAGACAGCAGCUGGUGGAGGCGUUCGUGGAGGAUACAGCGCUACGGCAGACAAUGCAGGAGGAGCAUCUCAGGAGCAUUCCGGAUUUGUAUCGGCUCGCGAAGAAGUUUCAGCGGAAAGCGGCGAACUUGGAGGAUGUGGUAAGGACGUAUCAGGUCUCCAUACGGCUGCCAGGAUUUCUGGGGCUGCUGGAUGCCGUGAUGGAUGAGAGGUAUCAAGAUGCUUUGGAAAAGGAGUACACGACCAAGCUUCGAGAGUACUCCAACAGCCUGGCGAAGCUACAGGAGAUGGUCGAAACAACCGUGGACCUCGAAGCGCUCGACAACCAUGAGUUCAUCAUCAAACCAGAAUUUGAUGACAGCCUCAGGACCAUUCGGAAAAGACUAGACAAGCUCAAGUACGAGAUGGGAGUGGAGCAGAGGAAAAUCGCUCAGGAUCUUGACCUAGACAUGGAUAAGAAGCUAUUCCUUGAGAAUCACCGUGUACACGGCUGGUGCCUACGUGUCACUCGAGCGGAAUCAAGUUGCAUCCGCGGCAAGAGGCAAUACCAAGAAUGCUCUACACAGAAGAACGGUGUUUAUUUCACCACCUCCACCCUCCAGGCAUAUCGACGAGAGUUUGACCGGCUUUCUGAGACCUACAACAGAACUCAAAGUGGCCUCGUAAACGAGGUGGUUGGUGUUGCUGCAUCAUAUUGUCCGGUCAUAGAAAAAUUAGCAGGCGUCAUCGCCCAUCUUGAUGUCAUCGUCAGCCUAGCCCAUGUUUCCGUUCACGCCCCUACACCAUACACCCGACCCAAGAUGCAUGCCCGUGGCACGGGCAAUACCAUUCUCAAGGAAGCCCGACAUCCCUGCAUGGAGAUGCAAGACGACGUCCAAUUCAUCACCAACGAUGUCACCCUCGAGCGCAGCAAAUCCGAAUUCCUCAUCAUCACGGGCCCAAACAUGGGCGGCAAAUCCACGUAUAUCCGACAAAUCGGCGUGAUCGCGCUGAUGGCUCAAGUCGGCUGCUUCGUCCCCUGCUCCGAAGCCGAACUCACCAUAUUUGACUGCAUCCUCGCCCGCGUCGGCGCUAGCGACUCGCAACUCAAAGGCGUGUCGACCUUCAUGGCGGAGAUGUUAGAGACGGCGAACAUCCUGAAGACCGCGACGAAAGAGUCGCUCGUCAUCAUCGACGAGCUGGGCCGUGGGACGAGCACGUACGACGGGUUCGGCCUCGCGUGGGCCAUCUCCGAGCACAUCGUUCGCGAAAUCGGGGCGUUCGCGUUGUUCGCGACCCAUUUCCAUGAGCUGACCGCCCUGGUCGACUCGUACCCGCAGGUCCAGAACCUGCACGUCGUUGCGCACAUCUCCGACGACGACGACGGCUCACAGUCGAAGCGAGAGGUCACGUUGCUCUACAAAGUGGAGCCUGGCGUCUGCGACCAGUCGUUUGGGAUCCACGUCGCGGAGUUGGUACGUUUCCCGACGAAAGUCAUCAACAUGGCGAAGAGGAAGGCGGAUGAGUUGGAGGACUUCUCCGGGAAGCAUGAGAAACUGACGAAGCAGGCGUCGAAGGAAGAUGUGGAAACAGGGACGAGGAUGUUGAAGGAAUUGCUGAAGCAGUGGAAGCAAGAAGUCGAGGGAGGGGAGUUGAGUGAACAGGAGCAGGUGGAGAGGAUGAGAUCCUUGGUGAAUUCGAAUAAGGAGCUGUUGGAGAAUCCGUUCUUCCAGAAUGUUCAAGUUCUAUGAGGGACGAAAUAAUACGGUAUUGAGGGCAUGACUUCGGCGUUGUCGGGAUUGGUAAGGAUAAGAUUCCAGAAUCACCUCCGGGAAAAUCUAAAUAAAAUAAUUCUUCAGCCCUCUUGCCCUAACUACCAAGGACUUUUAAUGUUGUCAUACAGGUCCAAGCCAGGAUAUAAUCGUGGGCCAUGUUGAAGCGAUAGAUGCACUGUAUCGCCGUGCAAGAAUGGUAUUGUUAAACAAAUACAGUAAUAUCAAACACGC